Aspergillus ochraceoroseus IBT 24754 is the source of this 1576-nucleotide messenger RNA. Its product is annotated as putative MFS multidrug transporter. Gene Ontology annotation, biological process: transmembrane transport. Bases 1 to 1416 code for a protein of 471 amino acids. The transcript is spliced from 3 exons. NCBI's taxonomy places the organism in Eukaryota, Fungi, Ascomycota, Eurotiomycetes, Eurotiales, Aspergillaceae. Gene Ontology annotation, molecular function: transmembrane transporter activity. The record is from RefSeq and is a predicted model, not a curated record.
AUGUCUCAUCUAGACUCCGACAAAGAUUCCCUGGAGCAGUCGCUCGCUCAGUAUGGGCUCAAAGUGGCUGCGGAUGGAUUUCAUAUCCAAUGGGCUGUGGGAAAUCAAAGACAUCCUCGAAACUGGCACAUUUCUCGAAAGGUCUACAAUGUUUCACUUCUCAUCUUUCUGGAGUUCUUUACGUAUCUACUGGGCCAGGCGCUGGGAGGUAUCGUCUUACCACCGUACUCGGAAGCAUUUGGACGGAAAAAGCUAUAUGUCAUCAGUACGGCCUUGUACAGUAUCUCAUGUCUGAUCAUCGCUACCGUACCAUCCCUCAAAGGGGUCAUCUUUGGCCGACUCCUCAGUGGGUUUCUCUCCGCAAUUCCAAGCACUAUUGUCGUUGGCAGCAUCGAGGACAUGUUUAACUCCCGAGAUCGCGUUUGGAUGAUCUGGUUCUGGGCUCUGGUGGCCAAUCUGGGCCUGGUCGUUGGGCCAAUCUUCGGUACAUUUACCACGGCAGAUCUCAAUUGGAGGUGGCUUUUCUACAUUGCCGCCAUCGUGACUGGCAUCCUAACGUUGCUGUUGCUGGGUAUCUGUGAAUCUCGGCCAGCACUCUUGCUCGAUCGAGAGGUAGCCAAGCUGCGGAAGAUAACCAACAUCGACUCCCUGGUAAGCCUGAAUCCAGACAGCGCUCCGGAUCUUCGAACCUUUGCACGUGUAGCAUUAUGCCGUCCAAUCCGCUUGUUCUUCACCGAACUCAUCGUCUUCACCGUCUCAGUAAUGAGCGCCGUGGCAACCGCCCUCGUAUAUCUUUUCACCCAGGCUCUUCCGCCCAUCUAUGAAACUCUCGGCUUCACGCCCAGACAGGCAUGUCUUCCGUUCAUCGCCAUAGGCGUGGGGCUUAGUCUGGGGUUAUUAACGCGCUACUUGGACCUGCAUAUCAUUGAAAGACGCCGCAGGUGCGGCCGCGUGCUCCAGCCCGAACACAAGCUGACCGGCUUCUGGAUCGGCUCCGGAGUGCUCGCGGGUGCGCUCUGGAUCUUUGCCUGGACGAUUCCGCCAGACGUCAAGAAUCUACACUGGAUUGUUUCUGUCUUGGCGCUGGUGCUGAUUGGAUACGCCCUGAACGAGAUCGAUUACGUUCUGAGUGGGUAUCUCGCGGACAGCUACCUCAGCUACGCUGCCAGCGGACUCGCUGCCCUCAGCCUCGUGCGGGCGCUGUUGUCCGGUAUAUUACCCCUUGUCUCGGCACCCAUGUUCGAUCGACUUGGGGCCAACGUUGCCGUCUCCCUGAUUGCGGCAAUGGCGACAGUUUUCUGCUUCGUGCCUCCACUAUUCACCCGAUUUGGGGAGACGAUUCGGGCCCGCAGCAAGUUCGCCAAGUACAGCUUGAACAUGUACCAUGAGCACAGCGUGGAUGAAAAUGGGUAUUAGAUUUCGUUUCCUUGGUAGGAGGUAGUAACUGAAUAUGAGCUACCUGGAAUCAUAUCCCUCCUUGGGUAGAUUGUAGUGAGUGUCUGUUUUUAUGUGCCACAGACUUUAUGGGUGAGCCAUGACUUGCCAACAGGGUUGCUUUUUUUUUUUUUUUUUUUUU